AUGGCGCACAUGGCGAACCCGCUCGCAACGGCGGACCAGCUCUACCGGCGCAACAACCUGGCCGCGCUCCCCCAGGACCUGCAGGACGCCAUCUUCUACCAGACGCAGCUGCUCACCCAGGCCGCCGGGCUCCUCCUGCGCAUCCCGCAGUCCGUGACGGCGCAGGCGAACGUGAUACUGGCGCGCUACUGGCUGGUCGACUCGCCCCUCGUCCACGAGCCCAGCGACGCCUCCGCGGCCUCGCUGUUCGUCACCGCAAAGCUCAGCGCGCACCCGGUGCCCCCGCGGGACCUGAGCAACGUGUACGCCUACCUGCUGUCGCCAGGCUCGCCGCUGUUCCGGAGGCCGGCCCCGCCCGACGACCCGGCCUCGUACUACCUCUCGGAGGCGGCGUACACGGCCUUCCACAACCGCAUCCUGGUGGUGGAGGCGCGCAUCCUGGGUGCCCUGUCCUUCGACACGCACGUGGCGCUGCCGCACCCGCUAGCCGUCACGUACCUACAGGCGCUAGACUUCAUGGCGCAGCCCCGGGCGCGGAUCACCAGGCGCGUCGUCGAGUACCUAAACACAGCGCUAUUAAGCCCGCAGAUGCUGUACGUGACCCACCAGCCGCAUGCCCUGGCCGUCGCCGCCAUAUACAACGCCGCCAAGGAUACCGGGGCCAAGAUGCCCGAGUGCCCGUGGUGGGAGGUUUUCGAUGUCGACCGGGAGGAGCUGGGCUUUCUCGUCGUCGGCAUGCGGAGUUUGGACGGGUGGGUCAGAAAGAUGGGGGAGGAGAUCGAGGAGUUUGGCGCCGGAGGCAUGGUUAGGAGGAGAGGUAUCGAGGCGGAAUUGGCAAAGAGGGGGAUCGUUAUUGCUCAGAAUGGGGUGGCCGGAAAAGAGCUGGAUGAGGAAGAAGCUAUGAUGAGAAACUUGGACGAAAGGGCCGCGCAGAUGGAGAGUUGA
Messenger RNA from Neoarthrinium moseri, 945 nucleotides. RefSeq lists its product as uncharacterized. Gene Ontology annotation, cellular component: nucleus. Gene Ontology annotation, biological process: regulation of transcription by RNA polymerase II. The coding region runs from base 1 to 945 and encodes 314 amino acids. Lineage: Eukaryota; Fungi; Ascomycota; Sordariomycetes; Amphisphaeriales; Apiosporaceae. The transcript has a single exon. The record is from RefSeq and is a predicted model, not a curated record. Gene Ontology annotation, molecular function: cyclin-dependent protein serine/threonine kinase regulator activity.